Molecule: messenger RNA, 4650 nt
Organism: Artibeus jamaicensis (Jamaican fruit-eating bat)
Lineage: Eukaryota; Metazoa; Chordata; Mammalia; Chiroptera; Phyllostomidae
Gene: GAD2
Product: glutamate decarboxylase 2
Exons: 16
Coding region: 55-1812 (585 amino acids)
Biological process (GO): GABA shunt
Cellular component (GO): cytoplasm
Molecular function (GO): glutamate decarboxylase activity; pyridoxal phosphate binding
Source: RefSeq, a predicted model, not a curated record
GCAGCUCCCGGCACUUCGCACUCGGCGGCGAUCUGCUCCAGUCUCGCAGCGCCAAUGGCAUCUCCCGGUUCCGGCUUUUGGUCUUUCGGGUCUGAAGAUGGCUCCGGGAAUCCCGAGAACCCCGGCACAGCCAGAGCCUGGUGUCAAGUGGCCCAGAAGUUCACCGGCGGCAUCGGGAACAAGCUGUGCGCCCUGCUCUACGGAGACGCCGAGAAGCCGGCGGAGAGCGGCGGGAGCGAGCCCCCGCGGCCCACCCCCCGGAAGGCCGCCUGUGCCUGUAACCAGAAGCCCUGCAGCUGUCCCCAAACGGACCUCAACUAUGCGUUUCUGCACGCGACAGAUCUGCUGCCAGCGUGUGAUGGAGAAAGACCCACCUUGGCGUUUCUGCAGGAUGUUAUGGAUAUUUUGCUUCAGUAUGUGGUGAAAAGUUUUGAUAGAUCAACCAAAGUGAUUGAUUUUCAUUACCCUAAUGAGCUUCUUCAAGAGUAUAAUUGGGAAUUGGCAGACCAACCACAAAAUUUGGAGGAAAUUCUGACGCAUUGCCAAACAACUCUAAAAUAUGCAAUUAAAACAGGGCAUCCCAGAUAUUUUAAUCAACUCUCCACUGGACUGGAUAUGGUUGGAUUAGCAGCAGACUGGCUGACAUCAACAGCAAACACUAACAUGUUCACCUAUGAAAUUGCUCCAGUAUUUGUGCUUUUGGAAUAUGUCACACUAAAGAAAAUGAGAGAAAUCAUUGGCUGGCCAGGGGGCUCUGGCGAUGGGAUAUUUUCUCCUGGUGGCGCGAUAUCUAACAUGUAUGCCAUGCUGAUUGCACGUUUUAAGAUGUUCCCAGAAGUCAAGGAGAAAGGAAUGGCUGCUGUUCCCAGGCUCAUUGCCUUCACAUCUGAGCAUAGUCAUUUUUCCCUCAAGAAGGGAGCUGCAGCCCUGGGCAUUGGAACAGACAGCGUGAUUCUAAUUAAAUGUGAUGAGAGGGGAAAAAUGAUCCCAUCUGAUCUUGAAAGAAGGAUCCUUGAAGUCAAACAAAAAGGAUUCGUUCCUUUCCUUGUGAGCGCCACGGCUGGGACCACCGUGUAUGGAGCGUUCGAUCCCCUCUUAGCUGUCUCCGACAUUUGCAAGAAGUAUAAGAUCUGGAUGCACGUGGAUGCUGCUUGGGGUGGGGGAUUGCUGAUGUCCCGGAAACACAAGUGGAAACUGAGUGGCGUGGAGAGGGCCAACUCUGUGACAUGGAAUCCACACAAGAUGAUGGGCGUCCCUUUGCAGUGCUCUGCUCUCCUGGUUAGGGAAGAGGGGUUGAUGCAGAGCUGCAACCAGAUGCACGCCUCCUACCUCUUCCAGCAAGAUAAACACUACGACCUGUCCUACGACACUGGAGACAAGGCCUUGCAGUGUGGACGCCACGUCGACGUCUUUAAGUUGUGGCUGAUGUGGAGAGCAAAGGGAACAACUGGGUUUGAAGCACAUAUUGACAAGUGUUUGGAGCUGGCAGAGUAUUUAUACAAUAUCAUAAAAAACCGAGAAGGAUAUGAAAUGGUAUAUGAUGGAAAGCCUCAGCAUACAAACGUCUGCUUCUGGUACAUCCCUCCAAGUCUGCGUGUCCUGGAAGACAAGGAAGAGAGAAUGAACCGCCUCUCUAAGGUGGCUCCAGUGAUUAAAGCCAGAAUGAUGGAGUAUGGGACCACAAUGGUCAGCUACCAGCCCUUGGGAGACAAGGUCAAUUUCUUCCGCAUGGUCAUUUCUAAUCCCGCAGCAACUCACCAAGACAUUGACUUCCUGAUUGAAGAAAUAGAACGCCUUGGACAAGAUUUAUAAUAAACUAGCUCACUAAGCUGUUUCAAUUCUCUAGGUAGACAAUUAAGUUGUCACAAACUGUGUGAAUGUAUUUGUAGUCUGUUCCAAAGUAAAUCUAUUUCUAUAUUGUGGUGUCAAAGUAGAGUGCAGAUUAAAAAUCAAAAACAAAAAACAAAAAAACAUCGCUCCUUUUAAAAAUUAUUUCUGAAGUUUAGAAUACCUCUCUAGUAAUUAGUGACAAAGGCUGUGUUUAAUCAGUAAGGAAAAGCUUAAAAUUGUUAUAAAUACUUCCCUUACUUUUAAUAUAGUAUGCAAAUCAAAUUUUAUUUUCACUUCAGAGUAGUAGGAUUGAAUAGAGCCAAAUUGCCCCCCCGAAUCAUCAGGUUCUUUGGGGUACAAUGAAAAGGACAAAGUAAAUAUAAAAUGUAUGUUGACAAUAAAAAUUCUUGCCUUUUUCAUAGUAUUAGAAAAAAAUUUCUAAUUUACCUAUAGCAACAUUUCAAAUGUAUUUAAAUACAUAUAAUUUUACAAAAGGAAAAUAUAUAUAUUAAAAAGAAAUCCUAUUUUGUAACAUAUAGAUUUUUAUUUUAUAUGGGUUAUACAAACUGCAGGGGCAGAUAUAAAAACUAAGCCAGGUUUGUUUGUUUGGUUUUUUUCCCCUUUUUCCUUUAAUGGAAGCACAAUAAAACACUUAGAAAAGUUAUUUUAAAACAUAGGCCCACAAUAUUCGUCAAAAGGUAUGAUGCCUUCUUUCUAUUCAUGUAAUGGCUUAUGACAUCUCUAAAGUCCGUAUUAGAGAAGAAACUCAAAAGAAUAGCUUAAGCUCCUUAAUACAAUUGAUCAGACCAACAGUAAGAUACUCUUCCCAUUUGAAAAUAUUUUCCACCAGUCGACCCUUUGCAGACCUGCUCAGUAAGCAUGAUGAGCCAAGCUUCACCUUAGACUAGGUUAGGGUAAUCCUCUCUAUUCUACUUUCCAGUUCAGCCUGUUUUGAACCGAAGUUUGAUGCUAGUUUUUGAGGCAUCUUCCCAAAGAGUAUUCUUUUAUUAGGUCAUUUGGAUUAAUUAGAGAAAAUAAAAAUAAAAUCUAAUCAGCCCAAGCAAAGAGAAACAACGCACACUCCAGAAUGUGGUGAGCCCAGAAAAUUAAAGUCAGCCUUGGGAGAGGAGGUCUCUGUGUGAGAAUAAUGGUAUGAGACUGCCACUGUCCAGGAAGGAGUCAUUUACCACCUGGGUAAUUGCUUAGUCCCAUGUCCUCCCAUUCUUCCCGGCUCCCCUGCUAGACUUCCCAUCAUUGCGAUCCCAAACAAUUGAUUUCUACUCCGUGGCUGGUUAUUUUUUCUCACAAAAAGCACUCCUCACCCAGGAUUUUGAGACAGCAUCUUAAGACCUUCUUUUCUCUAUCUUCCAUUAAAACCCAAAGUGACCAGAGUAUGCAGAGAUAAUAAUAUCCUUAGAGUUCAAAAUAAUAUUUUUAAAGCAUCCUCUACCCCUGCAAGCCUGAGGGAGAGACAUGAGCUAACAAGAGCUCCCACAGAUAUUUGUGGGGCUGCUGAUUCUCAGAUGCUGAGCACUAGUAGGAGGGGCUGCAGACACAGUUACAGAAGCAGUUCCCCUUUCUGUGUGGACCAGAGAUCAUUUUUACUAGCAGACUGUUUUCCCCACCCCUUGCUCCUUCCAGGUCCUUCACCAAGUUUGCUGGGAGCCUUGCUCAACCAUGUGCAGUGAAAUUCCUACCAACCAUAGGCCAGGGAAGGUGGUAAAUAAAAUCCUAAUAGGUCCCAAUAGUUUAAUAAACAUUCUUUAAAGUAGGUCUGUAAUCCACUCAGGAGGGAGAGACUGAGGGAGGGAGAUUAUUUUGAACAUUAGCCAAAAUUCCCAAUGUCAAAGGCUUUGGGCCUUUGUGGGACCAUCCUUUACAAGUUUUAGAAAAGUUUGGUUGUAGCUUUAAUCAGAAUUGACAUGAUCAUUUUCAUUUAUAUAGCAAUAUUGUGUUUAUUAUUUUAAAAUACUUGAAAAAAGGUGUGGUAUGUCUUAAUCUGAGACAUGUAAAUGGUAUCAACUCCAUGUACAGUCGCAAGGCUGUGAGGAAAGAAAGGGAAAUCAGUUGUGUGUGUAGCUGUGUUGCCUUUAUUGUAUUGAUAGUAUUGUCUUGUCACCUCAGAUCAUGGUUGUGUGCUUUAGAUCUGAACUGUACAGUGUUGCAAAUUAACGUGUUGCUGUAAAAGCUUGUACAAUAUAUUAUCAAUGUCCUUUUCCGUGUGGUAGCUGUACUGAUAUUCUGAGAACUACAUUCGCAUCUGUUGCUGUAACCCCUCUCUCCCCCUCUCUGCUAAACUGUGUGCCCUCUGCACCAGCUCUAAUACAGAACAUGCCCUUGGCUAAGGUCCCCACUGACGAAUCUCCUUCGAGAAUUGUGUGAUUUCACGAAAUGCAAAGUGAUCGCUACUUUGUCUCUGAGAACAGAAGAAACCAAUGAUGAAAUGUCACCGACUGCCAAAAUUGCAGGUAUUGUCCCUACUGGGGUUUGGAGUAGGUACGAAUACUCAGAAUAUUGGCAAAGGAAGCACAGGUGUAAAUACGGUGCAGGGCAAGGAACCGCGGACCCUCCCCGUGGGGAUGAGCGUGCACGUGCUCUCCUGUUCUCCAAUGCUAAGUGCAAACACUGCGUAUUUAUUAGUUCCGUGUGCCAAAAUACUGUUCCCAAUCGGCGUUUCUGAAAGACAUCACCACCUCCCCAACAUUAUUCCAUUACUAAAGACAGAAAAAAAUGAAAAAUAUAAACAUGUGGCAACCUGUUCUUCUUACCAAAUAUAAACUUGUGUAUGAUCAAUGUAUUUUAUCUGUGUUGUCUCUCAAA